This is a messenger RNA of Xenia sp. Carnegie-2017, 2154 nucleotides long. Its product is annotated as DNA/RNA-binding protein KIN17-like. The record is from RefSeq and is a predicted model, not a curated record. Gene Ontology annotation, cellular component: nucleus. Gene Ontology annotation, biological process: DNA replication; DNA damage response. NCBI's taxonomy places the organism in Eukaryota, Metazoa, Cnidaria, Anthozoa, Malacalcyonacea, Xeniidae. Gene Ontology annotation, molecular function: double-stranded DNA binding.
GUAAGCCGACGGGACGCCGAGAAUAUUCAGUCGCGCGAAAUGACGUCAUGUUAGUUUAGAAGUUGUAAAACUGUAGUUGAAUAUAUCUGAGAGAAAGGUAUGUGUUAGUGUUAUUUUCUAAAAAGGUGGUAAAGGUUGGCAAAGAGGGCAUUUAAAGUUUCCAUAAAAUGGGAAAAGAAAAAGCUGGUCCAUUGACGCCGAAAGCAAUUAGCAACAGAAUAAAAGCCAAGGGUUUGCAAAAAUUGAGAUGGUAUUGUCAAAUGUGUCAAAAACAAUGUAGAGAUGAGAAUGGUUUCAAAUGCCACUGCAUGUCAGAAUCACAUCAACGACAGUUGCUGAUAUUUGCUGAUAAUCCAAAUAGAUUCAUUGAUUCAUUCUCAAAGGAAUUUGAAGAUGAUUUUAUGUUGCUACUGAGAAGAAGGUUUGGUACGCGACGAGUCCAUGCCAAUGUUGUAUAUCAGGAAUAUAUUAGUGACAGAAAUCAUCUUCAUAUGAAUUCCACACAGUGGGUAACAUUGACAGAGUUUGUGAAAUGGUUGGGUCGUGAAGGUAAAUGUAAAGUGGACAACACUGAGAAAGGAUGGUUUAUUACGUAUAUUGAUAGAGAUCCUGAGACGCUCGCGAGGCAAAAGGCAUCAGAAAGUAAGGAAAAGAUGGAGAUGGAUGAUGAUGAGAAAACAGCCAAGUUCAUUGAAAAACAAAUUGAAAGAGAAUUAGCAAGGAAACUUGAUCAGCCUCAAUCUUGUCCCACAGAACUGGAAAGAAAUGACGAAGACGAGAAAGUUACUCUUAAUCUGAACUUGAAAUCUGACAAAGAGAAAGAAAUGCCGAAACCGUUGAGCAAAGCUGGCAAUUCAAAUCCAUUUGUAAAACUCGAUAAGACCAAGGAGAAAGACAGCAAAAAGAAGGAAAAAGAAUCGUUUCUGAUAUAUUUUAUAACAGACAGAAACGUAAAUCGGCUCUUGAUGAAAUCAUGCAGGAAGAGGAGGCAAAGAAAGCAAAAAGGAAAUUUGAGGAAGGACAAUUGGUUAAUGAAGGGAAUCGUGGUGAAAGUUAUGCAAAAACUAGGAGAGAAAUAUUACAAAAAGAAAGCGGUUGUUACGGAAGUAAAAGAUGUUUUUACCGGUAUUGUGAAAAUGCUGGACAGUGGAGAUGUUUUGAAAAUUGAUCAAACGUAUUUGGAAACGGUCAUUCCCGCAUUAGGUAGAUCAGUGUUGAUAUUAAAUGGUCGUUAUAGAGAUGAAGGGACAUUACGUGAUUUGGACGAGAAAUCCUUCAGUGUCUCGGUCGAGUUGACGGAGGGUGAACAUCGGGGACGAAUCGUCAACAAACUCCCUUAUGAAGACAUCUCCAAGUUGGAAUUGUAACGACUCUCAAUUACUCUCAAUCACGUAUGUACAGUUUAUGUAUUUAUAGUUCCGACCGGGUGAAUGGCAAAAGGCUAUUUGAACUGGAAAAGAUUGUUUUUUGAAAAAAAGGCUACUUAAAAAUGACAGUUUUUGACUGAUACUCUCAAAUUCUUCUACAAGUGUCGUUUCAUGAAAGAAAAUAGCGACAAACUUGGCAAAAACCGAUCGCCAUUUGCCGAUGGAAGGUGAAAGCAGUUGGAAGUUAAAAAUAAUUGUAACGUAAUUUGAUCUCCAUAUAAAGUAUUUGAAAAAUAGUUUAUCUCGCGUUUCGAAGCUGUCGAACAAGACUGCGAACCACGAACAAAUUCACUUCGGAGUUUAUAGUUGUCAAAAAAUGAAAAAAGUUGGUUUGGCAUUGCAAGCGCUUUCUGGAUUUCAAUGCGAAGGUCAAGCUCGUAUCUGUCAGAGAAAUGUGACAAACUACAAAUGGUUGCUCGGCAAGUGUCGUUUGUUGAGAGAAUGGUCGAAAUAUCCUUGUAUUAUUUUGAAAUAUCGAUAAGACGAUGCAUUCAUGCGGCUGAAAACAUAUAGCUUUAUUCAGAUUUACCGUCAUUUCUACUAGAUGUAUUGAAAAGAAAAGAUUUUGAAACUUGCAAAGACACAUUUGACUGAACACCUCAUGAAAAGUAAAUUUACCCCUUAGAUAUAUUGUUAUGAAUUCUACAUGAAUGAAACCCGGAAAACUCACGUUAUUUAUUGUCAUUCUUUUGUCCUUUUUAAUUAAAUACAACGAUGUGCACACCAA